Molecule: messenger RNA, 714 nt
Organism: Rhizophagus irregularis DAOM 181602=DAOM 197198
Lineage: Eukaryota; Fungi; Glomeromycota; Glomeromycetes; Glomerales; Glomeraceae
Source: RefSeq, a predicted model, not a curated record
AUGAUCUUGGAAUGCCUUAAGAAAUUGCCAACCGCAAAAAUUAAAAAUGAGCCAAGCGAAACAACUCUGAUUACAAAUUACCUUGACCACAUUAUGAGAGAAAUGUUACAUGAUCCAGACAAGCACAUUGUGGAAUGGCCGAAUACAGAAAUUAACGAAAGUAAAGCAAAAAAGCUACAAGGUAUCAGAAGCAAACAGCCCGAUUUCACAGUCUCAAUAAUCCACCAGCUACAAUUGAACGGUGUCAUAUUUGUGGGUGAGGUUAGUCCACCCUCAGAAAAAAACAAUGUUUACAAAAAUUGUAAUGAUCUGAUCCGUGUUGGAGUCUUUAUGAAAGACUGUCUUGAUUCAUCUAUAGAAUUAGGCGCUGAUAUAAAAAUAUUAGGGUUCCAAUGCGUAGAUUAUACAGUUGAAUUCUAUAUGAUGGAUCUUGUCCGGGGAAUGUACAUCAUGAUUAAUAUAGGAAAAGUGACAAUUCCCGCUUCUUUGAGAGAGGUAUCAAAUUUUGUUGAUGACUUGGAAAUUCUUCUAGCAAUACGAAAGGUUUUUCAAGAAUCAUUUAACAUUUUCUUUGAUAAACUUUGUAAUCCGAGCUCCUCAUCAACAAAAAUGAAAUUCAAACGUGAUACUCUUGGUACUCCUAAGUUUAGGAAACUUGUGAAUAAAACGCACAAUUGUCACAGAAGUUGUCCAUUUUGGUUUGGACGCUUCUAA